Molecule: messenger RNA, 1709 nt
Organism: Rosa chinensis
Lineage: Eukaryota; Viridiplantae; Streptophyta; Magnoliopsida; Rosales; Rosaceae
Exons: 3
Coding region: 938-1513 (191 amino acids)
Source: RefSeq, a predicted model, not a curated record
UCUUACCUUGAUUUAAUCUAAAGGUUUAAUUUUGAGUAAUUUUGAUAAACUAAAUUCAAUUUUCUAUCAAAAUUUAUGGUUUAUGUAUCUUAGAUUGCUAUGGGCUUUGUUAAAUUUGACUCGUUAUUAUGACUCACAUGUUUGGGAGUGAAUUUUGCAAAAAGUAAAUUCAUUGAUUUCAUCACUUCAACAUAAUUUCCAGCAAUAGAAGAGAUAGUAGAAACCUUCGUAUGUUUUCAAUAACAAUGUCUAAGAUAUUUAGUUUAUAUUUAAUUCUUUUGUUGGUUUCAAUUAUGGUCCAAACAAUAAAUAAGAGAUAAAGCUAAUGAUUGUUCAUGUUCAAUUUCAUUCUGGACAAAAACUAACUACAAUUAUCUAUCAUUAUAUUUUUGUCGUUGUUGUUCAUAUUCUUGACCUGAGUUGUUAUCUCUAUAUCUACUAGUUGGGUUGCUUUUAUGUCUUCUUGGACCACCUUAGUAAAAUCUUGGGACAUGCCAACAUUUAAUGAAGCUUGGAAUCAUUUUCAAAUUGAGUACAAAGACUAUGUUUCAGUUCUGACUUACUUGGAAAUACUUGGCUUCCAUGGAAAGAGAGGUUUGUAUUUGCAUGGAUAGGGCAGAUUUCACAUUUGGUAAUAAUGUUACUUCCAGGGCAGAAGGUGUACAUGCAACCUUAAAGAAAUAUCUUCAAGUUUCAACUAGUGGUCUUUGUGAAGUGAAGGAAAAUAUUUGUCUUGCCAUUGAAAAUCAAUUUCAGGAAAUUAAAACACAACUAUUGCAAGUGAAAAGAUUCAUGUUCCUCAAAAGCUUUGCAUCCCUUUCUUUAAAGAGGUGGUUCAUAAGGUAUCUUUCUAUGCUUUGUAUGAGUUACAAAAGCAAUACUUGUUGGCAAAUACCAAUGACUAUUCAUCUCAAUGUAAGAGCCAAUUUUCAAAACCAUGGGUCUUCCGUGUGUGCACAUGAUCAAGGAGAUGAAUAUUGAAGUGCUGCCUCUAAAUCAAAUUCAUAUGCAAUGGAGAAUUGACACAAGAUCUUUCCCUAAUGAUCAUCAUGCAAGCUUGGAUCAUGAAGAUCCUUGCGCUACUCUUUUAUCUGAGAUUAAAAAGAAGUAUGAAAAACAGCCGAUUAUGCAAAAAGAAAAUACCAUAAGGCAGCUUUCUCAAGUACUUGGUGCAUCUUGUCCCUUAAUUUUUGAACCUACUAUUCAACCUCAUAAAGGUCGUCCGGUAGGAUCAAAUAAAAGAAAAGAAACUAGCUCUACAAAGCGGGAACCUUCACAUUUUGAGAUAGUAGAGAAGACUCCUCGAAAAUGUAGUGGUUGUGGUCGGUGUAGGAUUUCUUGCUCAGUACAUAAUCAAACCCUUACUAGGCUUUGUCAUUGCACUGGAAAAGAUUUAUGGCUUUUGUGUAAUUUACUCUUGAAAUGUUUUUGGAUGGAAGACUGGACUUUUAUAAAAAAGAUGAAGUAUUGGUGUGAAUGCGAGAUGAAUAUGAAGAUAGAACUACGUUAUUAAAUUUUAAUAAUGAGCAUCGAAGUUGGCUGGAAAUCAGUUAUCUUCUGUUUUUAUCUCUCGCGGCAUAUAAGAGUUUUGUAUAUGACAUAUAAUUAUGUAAAGGUACAUUAAUGCUAUAUGUCUUCUAUCUUGUUCUUUGGUGUAAAAGUGUUUGUUUAAGAGUUGCAAGGAAAAACAUCUAACGGAUUCUUGUUUG